Messenger RNA from Medicago truncatula (barrel medic), 2460 nucleotides. RefSeq names its product scarecrow-like protein 3. The record is from RefSeq and is a predicted model, not a curated record. The transcript has a single exon. Bases 682 to 2127 code for a protein of 481 amino acids. NCBI's taxonomy places the organism in Eukaryota, Viridiplantae, Streptophyta, Magnoliopsida, Fabales, Fabaceae.
UAAAGACAGAAACAACCUAGAGUCACACUCUCACCAAUUCCAUACUCCACUCACUAAUUACAUACAACAAAACAAUAAAGACAAAAUGGACCCUUCAAAACAUUGUCACAACUUCAACUUAGCUAUGAUCAAUUCAAUUCCUUCAAAUUGAAAUUAAUCAACAACAACUUCAGUCCAAACAUUGAUUUCCUCUCCCACAUCAAACACACCAAAACCACCCCAUUAUUCUUCCAUUAACCAAGUUUUCUUCUUUCCAUGGGGCUUCAUCUUCUUUCUUCUUCAAUUUCAAAACCCAUCAAGGAUUAAGCUUUUCCUUCUUCCAUUUCUUAAUUCCUCUAAUGUACUUUUUCUAGGGUUCAUGAAUAAAUUUCCCCUGAAUCAGUGGAAGUUCUUCUUUUGUUCUUCUGCUCUUGUCAAUUUCUUUAUUUAACCUGUCUCACUCUACUUUCCAUGUAGGAUCUGCUGAAGUUGACUCUGAAAUCAUCUUAAUUUCUUUGUAUUUUCAUUGCAAAGUGUGAAAUUUUGAUAUAUUAGAGCCUCAAAAGCUUGUUUUUUUUUUUUUUUGUUUGAUUCAAAAUAAAAUUUAUCACUUUUUUUCUUCCUAUCUACUUGGCAAUCAAACCCUAUUCUUGAUUAUUCCAAAAUCCUAAGGAUUAAGAUUGUUGUUACUUGUUACAUGGAAUGGAAUCUAUGUUACAAGAAGAAGGGUCUUCAUCAGUAACUUGUUCACCUCUACAGUUAUUUUCCAUGAUGUCAGUUUCACCUAACAUAGGAGGAAUAGGAUCACCUUAUCCAUGGCUUAGUAGAGAAUUGAAAUCUGAGGAAAGGGGUUUGUAUUUGAUCCAUUUGUUAAUCACUUGUGCAAACCAUGUAGCUUCUGGUAGUCUUGAAAAUGCAAACACAACACUUGAACAGAUUUCUCAGCUUGCAACUCCUGAUGGAGACACUAUGCAGAGAAUUGCUGCAUAUUUCACUGAAGCACUUGCUGAUAGGAUACUCAAAACCUGGCCAGGACUCCAUAGAGCCUUAAAUUCCACAAGAAUUAUUAUGCUUUCUGAAGAAAUUAUGGUUCAGAAAUUUUUCUUUGAGCUUUUCCCUUUUUUGAAGGUAGCAUAUAUUUUGACAAAUCAAGCUAUUGUUGAAUCUAUGGAAGGUGAGAAAAUGGUUCAUAUAAUUGAUCUUAAUGCUGCUGAACCUGCACAAUGGAUUGCUCUUUUACAAGUUUUGAGUGCAAGACCUGAAGGUCCUCCUCAUUUGAGAAUCACAGGGAUUCAUCAACAGAAAGAGGUUUUGGAGCAAAUGGGCCAUAAGCUUUCUGAAGAAGCUGAGAAAUUAGAUAUACCAUUCCAAUUCAACCCUGUUCUUAGCAAGCUAGAAAAUCUUGAUUUUGACAAACUUCGUGUGAAAACCGGCGAGGCGCUUGCUAUUAGUUCUAUUCUGCAGUUACAUUCCCUUUUGGCCUUGGAUGAUGAAUCAUCCUCAAGGAGAAAAACUCCUAUUCUGUCAAGAAACUCAAAUGGACUUCACCUGCAAAAAGCCAUGCUUAUGAACCAAAACACAUCAUUAGGUGAUUUGCUUGAAAAAGAUAUGGUUAAUGGCUAUAGUCCAAGUCCCGAUUCAACAUCAUCGUCGUCGCCAGCAUCUUCAUCUGCUUCAAUGAAUGUGGAGAGUUUUCUCAAUGCUUUAUGGAGUUUGUCACCAAAAGUCAUGGUUGUUACCGAACAGGACUCGAAUCAUAAUGGUUCGACUCUGAUGGAGAGGCUGCUUGAAGCUCUAUAUUCUUAUGCAGCAUUGUUUGAUUGUUUGGAAUCAACUGUGUCAAGAACAUCACUAGAGAGAUUAAAGGUUGAGAAGAUGCUGUUUGGUGAGGAAAUCAAGAACAUAAUUGCUUGUGAAGGAGCUGAAAGAAAGGAAAGACAUGAAAAACUUGAUAAAUGGUUUAUGAGACUUGAUUCGUGUGGAUUCGGUAAUGUGCCUUUAAGCUACUAUGGUAUGUUGCAGGCAAGAAGGUUUCUACAAAGUUAUGGUUGUGAGGGAUAUAGAAUGAGAGAAGAAAAUGGUUGUGUAGUAACUUGCUGGCAGGAUAGGUCUUUGUUUUCAACAACAGCUUGGAGAGCUAGGAAGUAAUUAAGACUAAUUUUCAAGCCAGAAGAAGAAGGGAAUAUUAGAAAGAAGAAAAAUAUGAUAUGAAGUGAAGAAAUGAUGGGUAGAGUUUUGAGAGCUUUAAUUUUUCAUUUUGUUUUUGUUUGUUUGAAUGAAAGAGUUUACCAAUAUGGUAAUGAGUAUUCAUCAUUGUCAAUUUAGAGAUACUUUUAUUUUCCUACUUGACUGCUACUCAUUUUGUUCUUCAUGAACUCCUAUACUCUAACCUGUAUGGUACUUGAAUGUAUAUGAGCUAUUUUUCUCAUUUUACUUGCUCAAUGUAAUCAUUUAUCUUGGAAUGCAAACUAUAUGCAGUCA